GGGUGUUUUCCUCCCUUGUAUUCAAAUCUGGUAACAAUGGGCCUUCGUCCUGGGAGGGGCCUGAGGGUGCACCCUCAGAUCCCAGCAUCUGAGCCCAUUGGAGAGGCAGACAGCUCCUUGGCUGCACGUCUGGACCAUGGACAGGGACUCGAGCGAGGAGGACAGUGUGAUGGACCUGAGCUUUGAGGCUGAGAGUCCUCUGGCACCCCCCACUGAACUCCUGGAGAGACUGCCCAGCUACGACUGGCUUCUUCAAAGGGACCGACAGCAGAUCUUCUUCCCACCUUUGGAGGCCCUGGGAAGACCCCAGGAACAAAGGUCCUGGUCCUCGUUCCUGGAACACAGAGUGCCUGUGGUGACGGAGGACGUGGCCCGUGAAGCCCUUCUCAGUUUCGUGAACUCAAAGUGCUGCUAUGGCAGCGCCGUGGCUGGCGACCUCGUCAUCAGGGAGCUGAAGCAGCAGACCCUCUGCAGGUAUCGACUGGAGACCUUUAGUGAAUCCAGGAUAAGUGAGUGGACUUUUCAACCGUUUACCAACCAUUCGGUAGAUGGGCCAGAAAGAGGCACCUCCCCUAGGCUCUGGGACAUCAAGGUCCAGGUCCCCCCAAUGUUUCAGGAAGACACCAAGAAGUUCCAGGUCCCUCACUCAUCACUGGUCAAGGACUGCCACAAAUGCCACGGGCGUGGGAGAUACAAGUGCGGUGGCUGUCACGGGGCCUGCAUGGUGAGGUGCCCAUCCUGCAGUGGAGCCAAGCGCAAGGCCAAGCAGCCCCGGAGGUGUCAGAUGUGCUCGGGGUCUGGCCGGCGGAGGUGCAGCACGUGCUCAGGGAGCGGAAACAAGACCUGUACCACCUGCAGAGGGGAGAAGAAACUGCUGCACUUCAUCCAGCUGGUUAUCAUGUGGAAGAACAGCCUGUUUGAGUUUGUGUCUGAGCACCGCUUCAACUGCCCCAGGGAGCUCCUUGCUAAAGCCAGGGGAGAGAACCUCUUCAAGGAUGAAAACUCGGUGGUGUACCCCAUUGUCGACUUCCCCCUGCGGGAGAUCUGUCUGGCCUCACAGAGGGGCAUCGCGGAGCACAGCGCUGCCCUGGCCUCCCGUGCCCGUGUCCUGCAGCAGCGCCAGACCAUCGAGCUGAUCCCCCUCACGGAAGUUCAUUACUGGUACCGAGGACAGAGCUACGUCUACUAUAUCUAUGGCACCGACCACCAGGUGCACGCGGUGGACUACCCUGAGCGGUACUGCUUUGGCUGCACCAUCAUCUGACACAAUGCAGCUGUCUGCAGAGCUCACCAUGCGCAUCCGCUGACGGUCUCUGAGUUCCGCCAUCGCUGGCCACCCUGGACAAUCCCAUGCAAACCCAGCACAGCCUUCCAGAAAAUCAGCUUCUCGUCAACUAUGCCACCUCUCUCGGUACAGGGCGCUGUGGAACCAUCUUGCAUAUCUUGACUUGUGGGGUUUGAACAGCACACAGUGCCUUGGGACAAGUGGGAGAACUUGUCUAAAUGUCAGGACCCUGCCUCUGGUCUCCAAGCCAGUGCCCCCAUUGAGCAGGGGGUUUGAUUAAAACACUUCCCCUUCCCUUGGUCACUCUGCAUUCUGGUCUGCUUUUGCUAGUGGGAGUUUCUUGCCUCGCUGAGUAUUACCAUAAUGUUUAAAGACACACACACACACACACACACACGCACGCACGCACACACACACUGGACUCCCCUAAGGCACAAAGUGUAGAAUUUUACUGCCCACUCUGUGUCAGGAAUUCACAGCAGGGAUGGUUUAAUCUCUGCUACAUCACGUCUGGGGUCUCGCCUGGAACAGCUGAAGCUUGGAGUGAGUGGUGCAAGAGUGGAGCUGGAG
Tupaia belangeri chinensis (Chinese tree shrew) is the source of this 1855-nucleotide messenger RNA. It is a transcript of the gene SSUH2, whose product is annotated as ssu-2 homolog. Bases 137 to 1264 code for a protein of 375 amino acids. The record is from RefSeq and is a predicted model, not a curated record. Gene Ontology annotation, molecular function: heat shock protein binding. The transcript has 12 exons. NCBI's taxonomy places the organism in Eukaryota, Metazoa, Chordata, Mammalia, Scandentia, Tupaiidae.